AUCCACCACCGUAACUCUCCCCCUUCACCUCUCUUUCUCUCUCACUUUUGCUGUCAUUAACAUAAUCAUUUCUGCAUUUGUGAAAGCUUAUAAUUUAAUCUCUACCAAUGGCUGACCGUGACCGCCCUCACCAGAUUCAGGUUCACCAACAUCACCGCUUUGACCAGGGUGGUAAGAACUAUCAAUCCGCUAGUGGACCAUCAGCGACCCAGGUUCUGGCUGUGCUUACCCUCCUCCCAGUCGGUGGCAUUCUGCUUGCGUUAGCAGGGCUGACCCUCACUGGCACCGUCAUUGGGCUCUGUGUGGCCACACCACUGUUCAUCAUCUUCAGCCCGGUUCUUGUCCCAGCAGCCAUUGCCGUUGGCUUGGCAGUGGCUGGUUUCUUGUCCUCCGGGGCUUUCGGGUUGACGGGGCUGUCCUCACUCGCCUAUGUCUUUAAUCGCCUGAGGAGGGCCACCGGUACGGAGCAGCUGGACAUGGACCAGGCUAAGAGGCGCAUGCAGGACAUGGCAGGGUAUGUAGGACAGAAGACUAAGGAGGUUGGACAGAAGAUCGAGGGUAAGGCUAAUGAGGGUACCGUAAGGACAUGAAUUUGAUAGGAGGGGUACCUGCUUGCAUGGGGAGGGCAAUAAAGUGUAGUCUUUUUCAUUCUCAAGGUGUUGUCUGUGCAGUUGUUUGUGUAUGUCUGGUUAGCCAUACUAGUUGAGAGAUAGUGGGCAAUGUAAUUAGACUCUCGUAUUUGCUGUCUGUUUUUGAGUUUAAUUUGUUCAAUUCCAUGUAUGCUUUUUCUUUAUCUUAAGUCAGUCUCUCUAUCUCCUGUGAAAAAGCUAGUGACUUCCAGUUAAAUCUCUCAACCCUUCAGCUUUGAACCUCUUGAAUAUCAAUCACAUC
Molecule: messenger RNA, 891 nt
Organism: Theobroma cacao (cacao)
Lineage: Eukaryota; Viridiplantae; Streptophyta; Magnoliopsida; Malvales; Malvaceae
Product: oleosin 18.2 kDa
Biological process (GO): lipid storage; seed oilbody biogenesis; response to freezing
Cellular component (GO): membrane; monolayer-surrounded lipid storage body
Source: RefSeq, a predicted model, not a curated record